Molecule: messenger RNA, 964 nt
Organism: Uranotaenia lowii
Lineage: Eukaryota; Metazoa; Arthropoda; Insecta; Diptera; Culicidae
Product: ras-related protein Rab-18-B-like
Exons: 4
Coding region: 4-609 (201 amino acids)
Molecular function (GO): GTP binding; GTPase activity
Source: RefSeq, a predicted model, not a curated record
AAGAUGCAAACGGAUAUUUUGGCCACAUUUAAAAUCCUCAUUAUUGGAGAGAGUGCUGUUGGGAAAUCGAGCCUGAUGCUUCGUUUCACCGAAGAUGACUUCGACAAGGACCAGGCACUGACUAUUGGUGUGGAUUUCAAAACGAAGACAAUAGAAAUCGAUAACAUCAAGAUCAAACUGGCUAUCUGGGACACAGCUGGACAGGAACGGUUUCGUACCCUAACUCCGAGUUACUAUCGGGAUGCACAAGGAGCGAUUCUCGUAUACGAUGUCACAAAGAAAGACUCAUUCCAAAAGCUAGAGUCCUGGUUGAACGAGCUGGAAAUCUAUGGCACUCGUAAUAAUAUGGCAAAGAUGGUUGUGGGAAACAAGAUCGACAGUACGCAACGGGCAAUCAGCAGGGAAGAAGGAUUCCAAUUCGCCAAAAAGCACCGAACGAUGUUUAUCGAAACGUCUGCUAAGAACAACGAAGGGGUGCGGGAAGCCUUCGAAGAGGUUGUUCGGAAGAUUUUGGACACUGAUGGCCUAUGGGAACGCAACGAUUAUGGGGACACCCUGACCCUACAAAAUGGAGGGCAAGAAAACAAAAAAUGCUGUUACUUGUUUUAAUACCCCUUUUAAUAUUCUAGCUACUAAGCCAUACUAAAUGUAAGGGAAAUAGAAGAUAGGUAGUAAGCUUUAUUUAAUCACAAUCGUCAUAGCUUAAUCGAAUCACGGGAUGGUUAGGACCGAGAGAUAUUUUUUAUAACAAAAAAUAGAUAAAAUUUUAAAAAAAAUAUAUAUACUACUUAAAAAAAACAAACAAAAAUUGUGUUAUAACGAUCAGUAACAUUCGGUUUGAGUUUUAGUUUUUAAAGUACAUAGCUUAUCAGACAUCGAUAAAGGUAACCGAUGCCCUAAUAGUGAAGCGAUCGGUUUGGUUAAGUGUCAUAAAUAAAUUCGAAGCCGAAAGUAUCCAAAUAAA